GCGGAAUCCUUUUUCGGCCCGCCAGAAAUGGCAUUGAAAUGCGUAUUCUCGCGCUCCUAAUUGUGUUUUGAAGCCUUCCUUCUGAAAGUUUUUUCCUGUAGUUAAGAAACUCGGAGCGGUGACAAUGGCGCAGUGCGUUAAAUCGUUUCUGGUAUAUUCGAGUGUUGCAUACAUUUGGAGGAUUUACGAGGAUGUCGUGGACGGCUGUUUGGAAGCAUCAUGCCUGCGCUCUUGCAUGACAGGAGAGAGCGCAUAAUCACUGGUGGUGGAGAGAGGACUAAGCGCACAGGCGCGCUUCGAAACUAGAAGGUAUGGAGUCAGUGAGAAUCAGUGCUUGCUUUGGUGUCAAUCAUGGUGAAUUGUGGUGACAGUUCUGUUACGGAGAAAUAGAUUUGGAGGAGGUGUGGUGAUGAGUGAUAAUCAAGAUUCUGGUGGACCGAGGGGCCUUGGUCGAUGAGAGGGCCAUGACGGCAUCGCUAGAUGUCAAGAUUUAUAUUACUAUUGUUUAUGUUGUGUUUCUUUUUCAUGUCGCUGUGUUUGACUUAAGAGUUGAAGAGUCCUUUAGUGGUGUUGAGGUGGAAUGAUGUGACGAGAGUAAACAACGACCUUAGUUUGAAAUGAGGUGCAAUGAGGUUCCGGGAUCAUUGGUUCUGUCUCCAAAGCGUUCACCGAACAUUUCAAAUCGCAGCUUUUUGCGAUGGUUCCAUUCUGCAGUCUGGGGGAAAUCAGUUGUAGAGUGCGUUCAUUCAAGCAUCCUUUCAGGUAGAACAGAGUGUUUAGUAAUCACCAAGGUUUCCAAUGGCGCUCGCAUCCUGUCCGACUGGAGAAGGAGACUCUGUUUCGCAACCCGACAAUCCACAUUUUAACAGAUACGUUCAGGCCUGCAUGAACGAGGAAGACCAUACAUCUGAGGAUCAACACUGGAAGCUGCCAGUGCUGGGGAUGGAAGAUCCACAUUAUGGAAUUUGUCCAGAAGCCAGAUUUCAAGAAAUUCUGGAACACAAUUGUGCACUUCGUGACAAUUUCGAGGAAUUGAAGGGGCUGCACUUGAAGAUGACAGAUUCCAACUUGCAGUUGCAUGAAGCCUGCCUGCGACUACAAGAGGAGAAGGCCGUAUUGGAGAAAGCAUCCUUGGAAUUCAACGAAACUAAACUUGAGAAAGAGCGAAUGCUGUUGAACAAAGAUGAUCUGAAACUUGAGCAGGAGAAGGAAAAACGUCUACUAAAGACAGAGCGAGAUGAAUUUGCUGCUAAGGCAGAGGAUUUGGAAAAUCUUGUACAAACCCUUGAGAGAAAAUUAUUAACUUCCAAGGUCGAGCUCGAGAAGCUUGUUCAAGACGUUGUACAAACAAGGGUGGAGAAAGAUCUAGCAGUAGCUAGUAAGCAAUGCGUAGAGAUGGCGCACUCCCGAGAUUUGAUGGCUUUUAGAGCGGAAGACCAAACAUCCAAGCAAUUGGCUGCUGAUCUCGCCCAUAAGUGCAAACAUCUCGAAAUAGACUUGGAGAAAUCCAUGAAUGCGGUUGACGUUGCUCAACAGGAGAUCUUGACUAUCACACAUGAGAAAGACUCGAUCAUCACAAACCUCAAGGAUUCAUUACGAAGAAUGGAAGAGGAUAUAUAUGCUCAGAAGGAGCAACAGAAGAAAAUUGAGCAAGGGUGGGAAUGUGAGCGAAAAAUGUUAUUACAUACGAUUGAGACCAGAGAGUGGUACGUAUUUCCAUGCAGGAGGGAGGAUCAACAGAAAGUUAAAUCGAAGGAGGAUACCGCAUCACGCUUGAAGGAGGAAUAUGAGUUAAAAUUUUCCCUUUUGCAACGAGAAAAGGAGGAAAGUGAGCGCCUUUACAGAGAAGAAGCUGACUUUUGUAUCAAAGAGGCUCUCACGGAUGUGCGCUAUGACGAAGAAAAACAAAGAGAAUUAAGGAGAACAUUAGAAGGGGAAACGGCUGACCUGCGUGCUAUGUUGGUUGCAAUGGAGCAAGCCAGUAACGAUAUGGAGACUCGCCACGCACAAUCCAUGCAAGAACUCACUAAGGAGUCUACAUCUCUUCGUACAGAACUAGCUGAAUCCAAGGAAAAAGUAAAGGAGGUCACUGAUGCACUGAAAAGCUUCCAACGGGAAAAUGGUCAAUUACUAACAGAAAUUGAAGGACUCCGAGAACAGCUGAAUGAUACACUGUCUAAGAACCAUGAAUCUUACACUCAAAUUGCUGAGUAUAGAAGAGCAUUGGAUGUGUAUGAACGACGACUAGAACAUCUUAAAAUAGAACUACAUGAUAUUUCUAAAGCUCGAGAGCAGGAUCAACAAGAUCACAUUCGUAACUUGGAGAAUGCCAAGAGAAUUUGGACAACUGAAAAAAUAGCCAUUAUAUUAAAAGAAACCAAGCAAGCACAGGAUCGGCAACGAGAACUUGCUGACAAAAAUCAUUCUCUGAAGAAGAAACUUAAAGAAACCAACAAGAUAUUGAUGGCAUUAACGACAGACCACAACCAAUUGAUGAUCCGAACACGCGAAAUUGAGACACAAUUGGCUCUUACUCAACCCAUUAGAUUGGUAUAUGCAUCGAAUCAGUCGAAUCCAUUCCUACCAAGGGCAGGAAAGACCUUGGAACGGAGCUGCAGUAAUGCUGCAUGGUUGACGGCCGAAAUGGGAAAAUUAGACAAACGACAGUCUCAAUUCCUCUCAAGAGAUCAGUCACAAGGAUUCCAUGGAGUGAUUCAUCCACAACGAUAUCAAGAUUCCAGGCCCAUCAUACCGAACAGAGAGUAUCAUGAACAUCAAGUGGAGGAAGAGAGCAACAAGGACGGGCUUGCCAACCUCAUGAAAGCCGACCUGGGUCACAUUCGAGAAGAGAAACUACUAGGCUAAACCUCCAUCUCGGUAGGAUUUUUCUCGGAUUACCCUACAGAAUGUUGAUUUCCCCUUCACAGCAGGCUCCUCUCUGCAGGAUCGGCACUCGUACAAAACUUCGUCGUUUGCCAUGUUCAUCCUAUGAUUCAUCGAUUGGUAGCUUCAUUAUCUUCAAAUCGUCAAAAGUGUUGUUUAUAGUCUUCUGUGAGUUCAUAGUAUUGCAUUGACUUAAAAGUUAGGCUGCACUUCUUCCUGAGAUGGACGGACAAGCAAACAG
Messenger RNA from Physcomitrium patens, 3124 nucleotides. The record is from RefSeq and is a predicted model, not a curated record. NCBI's taxonomy places the organism in Eukaryota, Viridiplantae, Streptophyta, Bryopsida, Funariales, Funariaceae.